AUUUCUACAUAUAAAUCAAACUUGUGCUUUUCUUGCUUUCAUAAAAGACAAUCUUCAUUGUUACCAUCAUUGAUCUUCAUUGUUAAAACCAUGAAUGUUCUAGCUACUAAUGAUGAUGAUCAAUAUAUGCAAUUCUAUUAUCAUAAUCAACAACCUUUCAUGGAUAUUAACAUGGAAGGAUUCUCAAAUACAACUAUGGUGACAACAAGUCCAACCAUGUCAUCAAAUGACAUAUUCUUAACCCAAAAUGACCAAUUGGCUCCAAAGAAUAACAAUACAUUCAAACCAACAAGAAAGAGAUCAAGAGCUUCUAAGAAAACUCCCAUUACUCUUCUCAAUGCCAAUACCAACAAUUUUAGGACUUUGGUUCAACAAUUUACAGGAUGUCCUACAACUACUAGUACUGCCAUGUCAUUUUCAACUCAUAAGGGACCUAUCACCUUGAAUUUUCAACAAGCUCAUCAUCAUCAAGUAACUUUGCCACAACAACAAAAAGUGAUUCCUAAGCAAAAGUUGAUGCAAAAUCAGCAUCAAAGUCAGAGUAAUUUUCUUCCAACUAGCAUGGAGGGUUCUGAUUAUGGUUUGCCUAUGAAUAAUAAUGAUAAUGAUUUAUUUAUGAAUGCUUUGUCCAAUUUUUUAUUUAUGUGAUGAAAAUGUCUAUGAAGGGUUAACCCGUUAUGCAAUAACUUCAUAGAGUUAUACUUAUUUUAAUUAGGAUCCAUUUAAAGGUUGUAAGCAUAUGCUAUUAUUUAAACAAUACAUUCAUGUUAUAUAUUUCAGUCUAUAAUAUGCAUCAUUUUCUUGUAUCAAUUCAAUUUCUUUAAUCUUGUAAUUUUUUCUAGGGUGUGUACUCCUUCAUAUUACAUCAUAUUACAAAAAUUUCUUAUUCC
Molecule: messenger RNA, 890 nt
Organism: Trifolium pratense (red clover)
Lineage: Eukaryota; Viridiplantae; Streptophyta; Magnoliopsida; Fabales; Fabaceae
Product: VQ motif-containing protein 22-like
Exons: 1
Coding region: 91-648 (185 amino acids)
Source: RefSeq, a predicted model, not a curated record